Rotaria sp. Silwood1 is the source of this 1269-nucleotide messenger RNA. NCBI's taxonomy places the organism in Eukaryota, Metazoa, Rotifera, Eurotatoria, Philodinida, Philodinidae. The record is from the annotation of a GenBank genome assembly.
AUGUCGAAAAUAUUUUUUUCAUACUUAUUUAAAACAAAUUUAUCGGCAUUUCAUGGUGCUAUAUUAGCAGAUAAUACCAAUAAAAUUUGUCGUAUUUUGGAUGUCAAACGUGAUUAUAUUCACAAAGAAUUAGAUAAUAAAGGAAAUACGGCACUUUUAUUAGCAGUCCAACAUGCAUCACCAGUAACUGUUCUUUUAUUAAUUGAAGAAGGAGCGUCUCCUGAUCAACCAAAUUUCAUUACUUUUCAAACACCACUUGGUCUCAUAGCUGCAACAGUCUAUGAAAAUGAUCAAUCACAUGCAGCAAAAAACAUUCUUGAAAUGGCUACCAUUUUAUUAGAUCAUGGAGCUGCUGUAGAUAAACCUUCACCAUAUACUUGUUUAGAUGAAGAUGGCAAAGAGUAUGUUAUUAUGGAAACACCUUUAAUGACAGCUGUAAGAACAAGAAAUUUACCACUGGCAAAAUUAUUUGUUGAAAAAAACGCUAAUGUAAAUUAUAUAGAAAAAAUAUUCGAAAAUCGACCUAUUCAUUUUUCAAUCACAAAUGGCGACGUAGCAAUGUUUGAUUUAUUAGCAAACGCAGGUGCAUCUUAUCGUUCUGUCGUAACUACUGGACAAAAUACAUUAUUACAUUGUUUUUGUCAUAAUAAAGCUAAUGAUGAACAAACGGUUUUAUUAGAAAAGUUAAUCAUUAAUGGAUGUGAUGUCAAUGCAGAAAAUAGUAUUCGACGUACACCAUUAAUGUUAGCUGCAGCACUAAAUAUGAUUAAUACAUGCUCUGUACUUAUAAAUGCUCAUGCUGAUCUAUACAAAACUGAUUAUAAAGGUAAUCAAGCUAUUGAUUUCACGAAACCAGAUAGUGAAAGUUAUAAAUUAUUGCAACAAGUUACAUAUAUUCAACAAACGAAAACUCAAUCACAUCAUAAUAAAGAUCGAGUUCAUUUGAAAAAACAAUAUCAUUCUACGUAUGCACUUUCUAUGCAAAAAAGUGAAUCACCAAAACAUUUCAGUAAUGAUAAGAAAAACAUUGAAAAUCAAAACAAUUUAUUACGUACUGUAUCUGAAAGAGGCUGUAAUGCUCAAGAAAUAAAUACAAAAUAUAAAAAUAUUUGGGAAAAAUUACUGGAAACAAAACAAGCAAUAGGACGAACGAGAGAUUUAUCGUUGGAUAGAACUCGAGACCCUGUUCGUCACAGAAAAAGAGAUUUAUCUGAACAAAGAACAAAUAACUUCAAUCAAAAACGAUUCUCAUCAACUCUCGUAUUGUAA